AUGACUGAAUUUUACGACCUAGGCAAACACUGUUGUGUGGAGACAUGCAGACAAAAGGAUUUCCUUCCUUUUCAUUGUCCUCAUUGUAAACAAUAUACCUGUUCCAAACAUAGAGAAUGUUCCUCCCAUCAAUGCCCGGCGUUUAAUAUUGAAACAGAAUUGAAGAAGAGUGAAAUUCCUCAAUGUCCGUUAUGUGGAGUGUUUGUUUCCAAGCAAUUUCCUCUGGAAGACAAUAAUUUAGUGAUUAACCGACACAUUGAGAGAGGAUGUCAAGUUGAGAAACGAAAAGACGACAAUUGUUCCUUCGGAGGAUGCAACGAAUUUCAAAUGUGUAAAUGCAGUCAUUGCAACAAGUCCUAUUGUUCAUUUCAUAGACAUGCCGAGGACCAUCAUUGCACUCACUUGAAGAAGAAGAUUGUCCAACAAGAGCGUAAACAAGUGGUUCAAACAUCCACAACAUAUCAACUAAAAACAGACGAACUCUCUCAAUCUAAUAAUGAGCUAUUAAGGAAACUCCACAAUGAGAACCAAGCAGAAAAGAACAAGCAUAGCACCUCCAAGAUGUCACCAAGUGCAUCAAAACCAACAACUCCUAACUCAUCACUUCCCUCUUCAUUUGUCAUUCCUUUAAAAAACAAACAUCUGGAUGAUGCAGAUGCUGUAAAAACAACAGUUUACAUCACUUUAGAUUCAAAAGGAUUGCCCAUGAAGCUAAGUCGAUUAUGGUCGGUGGGCAAAGCUCUUGACCUUAUUGCAGAUUAUGGAAAAAUUAAGAAUAACAAUCACAAACUGCCUCAAGAUUCUGACGAUCGACUCCAUUUGUAUAAAUUGAGUAACGGACAAGCAAACGCUCUUCCAAUAUCGAAGAGAAUCGAGGAGGUGCUAUCUAAUGGAGAUGUUAUUAUUUUGGAUUCUCAGCGAAAUACUCAAGUUGAGCCCAACAAAUUGUUAAACCUAAUUCCUAUUCAUCCGUGUGCAAAAGAAGAGGUGUCCUUUAUUGAAAAACUAACAAGAAACUACAAACAAAUAUUCUCUCAAUAA
This is a messenger RNA of Naegleria fowleri, 1041 nucleotides long. RefSeq lists its product as uncharacterized. Gene Ontology annotation, cellular component: cytoplasm. The transcript has a single exon. Lineage: Eukaryota; Heterolobosea; Eutetramitea; Acrasida; Naegleriidae. Gene Ontology annotation, molecular function: zinc ion binding. The record is from RefSeq and is a predicted model, not a curated record. The coding region runs from base 1 to 1041 and encodes 346 amino acids.